This is a messenger RNA of Olea europaea var. sylvestris, 381 nucleotides long. Its product is annotated as probable carbohydrate esterase At4g34215. NCBI's taxonomy places the organism in Eukaryota, Viridiplantae, Streptophyta, Magnoliopsida, Lamiales, Oleaceae. The record is from RefSeq and is a predicted model, not a curated record. The coding region runs from base 1 to 381 and encodes 126 amino acids. The transcript has a single exon.
AUGAUUAAGAGGGCUAAAGCCAUAGUGGAAGUUGGGGAUGGUAGUGAAAUAAAGGCACUUCGAUGGUAUCAAGGAGAGAGUGAUACGUCUAAGUUGAACAAUGCGGAAAACUCUAAAGGACGUCUUGAAAAGUUUGUUCAAAAUAUACGAACUGAUCUUAAUAUGCCUUCUCUUCUUAUUCUUAUGGUUAUUAUUGAAUCAGCAGAUGGUCCAUUCAAAUACAAGGUUAUAAAACGACAAAAGGCAUUUAAGAUGCCUAAUAUCGUAAAGGUGGAUUCAGACGGAUUGGGGUUCAAUGAAGAUAAUGUUCACUUGAACACGGAGGCCGAAGUUCAACUGGGCAAAUGGUUGGCUGAUGCAUAUUUAAACAAUUUUGCAUAA